Molecule: messenger RNA, 1142 nt
Organism: Nerophis lumbriciformis (worm pipefish)
Lineage: Eukaryota; Metazoa; Chordata; Actinopteri; Syngnathiformes; Syngnathidae
Gene: ccnh
Product: cyclin H
Biological process (GO): DNA-templated transcription; regulation of transcription by RNA polymerase II
Cellular component (GO): transcription factor TFIIK complex
Molecular function (GO): cyclin-dependent protein serine/threonine kinase regulator activity
Source: RefSeq, a predicted model, not a curated record
GGUAACGUCAUCAACCAGCGACGACGUGACGCAGUCAUAUGCGACCAUUAUUUAGUGAUAAUCAACUUUGAAUAAGAUUCACUGACGCGAACAAGCUGGCACCUACAGAAGUGUUGUCAGUAACGACAUGUUUCAUGACAGCUCCCAGAGAACAUACUGGACGUUUCACAGCGAGGACGAAGUGGAGCAGUUGAGAUGUGAAGCCAACCAGAAGUUCAGGAAGAAGGUGCUGGAGAGUGGGAAGCACAAAAUACAUGAGUCCUUGUUCCUGGAGCGCCAUGAAGAAGAUGUCCUCUUCAGAAACUAUGAGAGAAGACUGCUGGACUUCUGCAAUGUGUUUAAACCUAUAAUGCCCAAAUCUGUCAUUGGAACAGCCCUCAUGUACUUCAGAAGAUUCUACAUGAACAACUCUCUAAUGGAGUACCAUCCGAAGAUUAUUAUGCUGACGUGUGCAUACCUGGCCUGCAAGGUGGAAGAGUUCAAUGUUUCCAACAGCCAGUUUGUGGGCAAUCUCGUGCAGGAGACUCCGGCCGAGCAGGAGCGCGUUUCAGAGCAGAUCCUGGAGUACGAGCUGCUUCUUGUCCAGCAACUCAACUUCCACCUGGUAGUCCACAACCCCUACAGACCCCUGGAGGGCCUGCUCAUCGACCUCAAGACAAGAUAUCCUCCACUGGAGAACCCCGAGUCACUGAGGAAGAAUGUGGACGACUUUCUGGGGUAUGCAGCCAUGACAGACGCAGGGCUGCUGUUUCCCCCGUCACAGAUCGCCCUCACUGCUAUCCUGAAUAGCGUCUCACGAGCUGGUCUCAACAUAGAAAGCUACCUGACUGGAUGCUUCGGACUGAAGGAUGACAAGGAAACCCUCUCCAAGAUGUACGAUUCCAUGCGACGGAUUAAAAGCCUCCUGAAGAAAUACCAACUUCCACAACCUGCGGAAGUGAAUGUUUGCAAGCAAAGGUUGGCCAAGAUCCACGCGGAAUUUGGAAGUUCAAACAACAAACGCAAGCGAGGCUACGAGGAUGACGGCCAUGUCGCAAAAGAGCCGCGCCUGACAGAAGAGGAGUGGACUGAUGAAGACCUAAUUUGAUCAAUUGUUUGCUUUCAUUCUGGGAUGAUAAAAAAAUAAAAGCUAUUUUUCUAAA